UCCUCUUUUUCCUGUGCACUCUGCAGCCUGUUGAUAACACCACACAUACCACAGUACUCUUUGCUGGGUCGCACUACUUCUCUGCAGAGGGAUUUCUGAUACUUCAACCAUGAUUUUUCAAGCUUUCUUCGAUUGUAUGAAUUUUACUAGUUGGUUUUUGCUCGGUUUUAUAUUGUUAAUUUUAAAUGACGUAAUACGAAACCGGAGGCCUCGCAACUUUCCACCAGGACCCUGGGCUGUGCCUCUGCUAGGAAAUGUCUUCACUGGAGUAGACUACAAAACAAUGCAUGAGCUGGCUCAGAAGUACGGCCCCGUGUUCAGUUUGAGGAGGGGCAGUGAGAGGAUGGUGUUUGUUGCAGGAUAUAAAAUGGUCAAAGAGGCUCUUGUCAGCCAGCUGGACAGCUUUGUUGAUCGACCAAUCGUCCCUCUUUUCCAUGUUACAUUCAAGGGCAUUGGUAUAGCGCUGAGCAACGGUUACCUGUGGAAGAAGCAGAGGAAGUUUGCCAACACUCACCUGCGUUACUUUGGAGAAGGCCAAAAGUCACUGGAGAAGUACAUUGAAGUGGAGUGCAACUUCCUUUGUGAAGCUUUCAAGGAGGAGCAAGGAAGACCAUUCAACCCCCAUUACAUCGUAACAAAUGCAGUGGGUAACAUCAUCUCCUCUGUGGUCUUUGGACAUCGCUUUGAAUACACUGAUCCGAGCUUUCGCAAAAUUCUGGAGCUGGACAAUGAUGCCGUUGUGCUUGCUGGUUCAGCUCAGACGCAGCUGUAUGAUGCCUUUCCUGGCUUGAUGAAGUACCUGCCAGGACCUCACCAGACUGUCCUUGCCAACUACAGGGAGAUUGUGGCUUUCUUGAACAGAGAAAUUGAAAAGCACCAGGAGGAGUGGAACCCAGAUGACCCUCGUGAUUUCACUGAUGCAUAUCUGUCAGAGAUGGAGAAGAAAAAAGAGGAUCCUCGUGCUGGCUUUAAUAUUGAAACACUUCUGGUCAGUACCCUUGAUCUGAUUGAGGCUGGGACAGAGACAGCUUCCACCACUCUACGCUGGGCUCUAGUAUUUAUGAUGAACUACCCAGAAAUACAGGAAAAAGUGCAGGCAGAGAUAGACAGAGUGGUCGGACAGUCUCGCCUGCCCACUUUGGCCGACAGACCCAACCUGCCCUACACUGAUGCUGUUAUCCACGAGACCCAAAGGGUUGGAAAUAUUGUUCCAUUGGGAUUCCCAAAAAUGGCCAGUAAAGAUUCUACACUGGGAGGAUACUUCAUUCCUAAAGGCACAGCUAUUACUACAAUACUUUCAUCUGUGCUGUUUGAUAAGAAUGAGUGGGAGACUCCAGAUGUCUUCAAUCCUGAACAUUUCCUGGACUCAGAGGGCAAAUUUCGAAGAAGAGAUGCCUUCUUGCCAUUUUCAGCGGGUAAACGUGUGUGUAUCGGUGAGCCCCUGGCCAAAAUGCAGCUCUUCCUUUUCUUUGCGUCUUUGCUCCAACGCUUCACUUUCACUCCUGUUCCCGGAGAAAUGCCCAGCUUGGAGGGUGUGAUGGGCUUCACCUACUCUCCCGAGGAGUUCAGGAUGCUGGCAGUGACUCGCUGAGGUCAUGCCAUGCAAACACAAAGAUGAAUUAAAUGAAACUCCACAAGCUUUAUGGGAUCAUCAAAUCACAGCAUACUGAAAAAGCAUACUAGAAACCCGGAGAGAAGCAAUAGCGUGAAAAUAUACUCUGUAAAACAUUUAAUGAACAUUUCACAUAGUAAGACACAAUAUGCAUGUCACAGUGCCGACUGUUGUUGUACUUUUAUUUCUUGUCUUUUACUGUGAAGCACUUUGAGUUUUAUCUGUGAAAAGUGCUAUAUAAAACAAUAAAGUUUGCUUACAUAAUACAUAAUAAUAGUUAGACAACCUUGAAAAAAUAAUGUGCACGCACUAUAACAACUGACUGAAAAUUAGGUGCCACAUGAUUCCAUAAGCUAAUACUAACUUUAUCUAUAACAAAGUAAAGUCUUUAAAUAUAUGUUGUAUUGAAAUUAAAUUAACAAAAAGAAAGUUUGAUGACAUAUGGAUAAAACUGCCCUUUUUAUCUAUUUUUAUCUAUUAGCCAGUCAAACUGUUCUGUGAACUUUGCAUCUUUUUACAACUAUUAGAAAUGCAAUUUCCUUUCAUGAUAAAACAAAUUUCUCUGGACUGCAAAGAAUUACAUGUUAUCUAUCAACAGAUAGAUAAGUGUUUGUUUAAUACUGAAUACAAAUCUAGUAUAAGAAUUAACAGCAGAAUUAAUUCUAAGAAUGGCUGCCAGAAUCAAUUUACUGAGCAAAUUUAAAAUGAGUCUUAUUCCUUUAAAUGUAAAAUUAUUUUCUCUUACAAAUACAUCACGGUGUGUCUUUGAGUCAUGACUAAAUAACUCUUACAGGCUUAAGGAGGGAAUAGUGACAAGACACCAUAAAAUGAAACACUUUAAACAUACUAAAAUGCUUUGAGUGCUCAGUAAGACUAGAAAGGUGUUCUAUAAAUGCUUUUCAAUAUCCAGUAAAACUUUAUGCCCAAACUGCUUUGGACCUUGAGUUCCCUGUUUGCACAUUGGAAGUGGGAUAGAGUUAAAGGAGUUGUUAUGUUCUGGUUGAAAAGGAAAGAACAUGACUGGGAGUGGUGAGCUUUAAAAACGUAUUAAAAUCUGUUUGCAAAUGUGGACUGAAUUAUUAAAAAUGUGAUCAACA
Oreochromis niloticus (Nile tilapia) is the source of this 2709-nucleotide messenger RNA. RefSeq names its product cytochrome P450 2J2. The transcript has 9 exons. Bases 110 to 1591 code for a protein of 493 amino acids. Gene Ontology annotation, cellular component: intracellular membrane-bounded organelle; cytoplasm. Gene Ontology annotation, biological process: xenobiotic metabolic process. Gene Ontology annotation, molecular function: heme binding; oxidoreductase activity, acting on paired donors, with incorporation or reduction of molecular oxygen, reduced flavin or flavoprotein as one donor, and incorporation of one atom of oxygen; iron ion binding. NCBI's taxonomy places the organism in Eukaryota, Metazoa, Chordata, Actinopteri, Cichliformes, Cichlidae. The record is from RefSeq and is a predicted model, not a curated record.